AUGGCCAGCGAGAAAGAGCCACAGUCUGACAGUCAGCCGCGGACCGUUGGCAAGACCGUGGCCGAGAAGUACGCAGAUGUCACUUUGCGACUCAUCGAGGACCAUGGCGAUGACUUUGGGCCGCUCACUCCUGAAAAGGAGAAAAAGCUGCGCAGAAAACUUUAUCUUCACGUAAUGGUUUUAGUGUCGGCUAUCAACUUCAUGCUGUUUGUCGACAAAUCUACGUUAGGCUACGCUGCAAUUCUGGGGCUUUUCACGGAGACUGGCAUUUCGAAACAUCAAUACAACAAUUUGAACACAUUCUUUUAUGUCGGCUACCUCGCCGCCCAAUGGCCGGGCCACUACAUUAUGCAACGUCUACCUUUCGGCAAGACGGUUGCCGUUCUCGGUUUUGGGUGGGCUGUCGUCCUGCUGCUGCAUUGCGUGGCGGUAACAUACGGCGGUCUCAUUGUUGUUCGUCUCCUCUUAGGUGCUGUGGAAGCCGUUAUUGUUCCUGCCAUGGAAAUUACCAUAGGCAUGUUUUUCAACCGUGAAGAGCAGUCAUUCCUACAACCCAUAUUUUGGAUCACAUGCCAGGGUGCUCCUAUCGUUGCUGGUUUCAUCUCGUACGGUGUGUUGUGGAGCAAGAGCUCCGUACUCCCCUGGAAGAUCUUCAUGAUCAUCACCGGCGGCUUGACGCUCCUGCUCUCCAUCUGGGCUUGGUUCUGCUAUCCGAACAAUCCUGCCGAAGCGCGCUUCUUGACCCUCGAGGAAAAGGUUCAAGUUAUCCGACGCGUCCACGGAUCGAGCCAGAGCUCGAUUGAGGAGAAACACUUUAAAAAGGAGCAGUUCUACGAGACCUUGCGAGAUCCUGUGUCCUGGCUAUUUGCGCUCCAAGCCUUCACGCUGAUGUAUUCGAACAACCUCACAUAUGGACAGCAAAACCUUCUGACCACUUCACUGGGCGUAUCCACCCUUGGCUCGACCCUCGUCGCUUGUGCGGGCGGUGGCUUUGGUGUUGUCCUUUGCAUCAUUGCCGCUAUAGCCCUCCGCAAAUUCCCUGGCAACUUAGCUUUCCAUGGUCUUUUCUGGUGUAUUCCUGCAAUAGCCGGUGGUAUUGGAAUGGUUACAAUUGACUGGGAUAAGAAACUCGCCUUGCUGGCUUGUCUGCUCUUGGCAGGUCAUACAUACGGUAUUAAUUACAUAAUCGGCCUCGGUUGGACGACGUCGAGCGCGGCGGGUUACACCAAGAAGAUGAUGCGCAAUGUCAUGUUCAUGCUAGGUUAUAGUGUUGGAAAUCUCGUGUCACCUCAGAUCUGGGUGCCUUCGGCUGCACCGCGAUACUACGGCGCGUGGGUUUCUAUGGUGGUAGUGGCCUGGGCUGGUACGCCGGCCAUUCUAUUCAUCAUCCGCUUUAUACUCAAGCGUCGUAAUAAAGAGAGGCAGGAAUGGAUUGCCUCGUUGAGUGAAGACGAAAGAGACCUCGGUCGCGUCGAGCAGCUGGAUGAGAAUGGGGAGCUAGUUGUCAGAAAAGUUGAGAUUGCCUUGCUGGAUUUGACGGACCUUGAGAACAAGUUCUUCAUCUAUCCUUUGUAG
Phaeoacremonium minimum UCRPA7 is the source of this 1575-nucleotide messenger RNA. Its product is annotated as putative cysteine transporter protein. Gene Ontology annotation, biological process: transmembrane transport; L-cysteine transport. NCBI's taxonomy places the organism in Eukaryota, Fungi, Ascomycota, Sordariomycetes, Togniniales, Togniniaceae. The record is from RefSeq and is a predicted model, not a curated record. Gene Ontology annotation, cellular component: membrane. The coding region runs from base 1 to 1575 and encodes 524 amino acids. Gene Ontology annotation, molecular function: L-cysteine transmembrane transporter activity. The transcript has 3 exons.